Cylicostephanus goldi is the source of this 669-nucleotide messenger RNA. Lineage: Eukaryota; Metazoa; Nematoda; Chromadorea; Rhabditida; Strongylidae. The record is from the annotation of a GenBank genome assembly.
AUGAGGGGGCGUGUCCGUCCUAAUGGGCAGGAUUACCUCGCUGAUAUCAGAAGAUGCCGUCGUCUAAUUAUGAUCGCAUGCGGCACUUCUUAUCAUUCCGCCAUCGCUUGUCGUCAAAUCUUAGAAGAGCUCUCGGAGCUACCCGUCGUCUUGGAGUUGGCGUCAGAUUUCCUAGAUCGCAAAACUCCAAUCUUCCGUGAUGAUGUUUGCAUUUUCAUUUCCCAGAGCGGUGAAACAGCUGAUACUCUGAAUGCUUUGAGGUACUGCAAACCUCGAGGAGCGCUCUUAAUAGGAAUCACAAACGCUGUUGGAUCCUCCAUUUGUCGUGAAACCCACUGUGGUGUUCAUAUCAACGCAGGUCCAGAGAUUGGAGUUGCUUCUACCAAGGCAUAUACUUCACAAAUCUUAUCUCUCCUAAUGUUUGCUUUGGUCUUGUCGGACGAUCGAAUUUCGAUGAUGAACAGAAGGAGGGAGAUUAUUCAGGAUCUCAAUAGGCUGCCUGGCAAAGCUCAUUCGUAUGUUGCUGCAGUAAACGUGAAACCUAUUAUAGAACUGAUUCGCGAAGUCCUGCAAUUAGACGAACAAGUUUUGGCUAUUGCUGAAGAGAUAUAUAAAGAGAAAUCACUGCUCAUUAUGGGAAGAGGCUUUAACUUUGCCACUUGUCUGGAA